CCCGCGCAGGUCCUUGCGCUCAUGAAUACAAAAGAAGGCCCAAGGGGUGUCGUGGCCGGGGAGGUGAGAUGGCGUCUUCUUAGAUUGCCGUCUUUAUUUGUGUAGGUUUUUGAGCGGCUGGCGGCCAACGGCGCCGCGCCGGCACUCUGUAAUUACACACCGCCUGCAGCACCGGAGUGAAGAUAGCUGACAUGAUGGAGCUGGAGGAUAAUGCAGUACAGAGCAGCAGCGAUGCUGCUCCCUCAGGGCAGGAAGAACCCUCUGAGAGUGGCAUAGCAGUGGAGACGUCUGAGGCAGUAUCUGCAGACAGCAGUGACACAGUUACCACCCUUGGCGUAGCAAUCGAGGCAGACAAUGGCUCAGGGGUUGAUUCUGGUGUCGGUCAGAGCUCUGAAGAAUCAGUGGAGUUAGUUCCAGAAACUAGUUCCAGUACAGAUGUCAGAACCAUCACACAUCUUCCAGACUCCUCUUCAGUUGCUCAGUCCACCAUUGUGUCCAGUGUCUCUACAGUUACACAGUCUAUCAUGGUGUCUGAAUCUGCCCAAGUACUGGUCCAUUCCAGUGUGGCACCAGAUGGUACCAUGAUCGUGUCAGACUCGACUGCUUCUACGUCCUCCGAUCUUGGAUCAGCUAUUGAUAAAAUUAUAGAAUCUACAAUUGGGCCUGACAUUAUGCAGAGUUGUAUUGCUGUUACAAGUGCAGGAGAUGAAGGAGCUGAAGUUACGCAGUACCUUGUGCUGCCAUAUCCUGAUGAUGGUGGUCCUAUUGAUUCCCAAAUGUCCAACUCUCAGAUGUCUAGCUCCAGGCUUUCCAAUGUGUCAGGUGAUGGAUUAGGAGAAGGCCCAACAUCCACUUGUGCAGACCAUCUAGAGCAGCACGACUUGACUAAUCUGGAAGACAUGAUGGAGGUGGUGGUGGUGCAGCAGUUCAAAUGCAAGAUGUGUCCAUAUAAAAGCAUCUCUAAGGACAAUCUCAUCAAUCAUAUGAAGGAUCGACAUCUCAACAUUGGUGGUUUUCUGUCUAAGAAGAGAGGAAGGGGCCGGCCAAGGAAACAGAGUGCAUCACCAAGACCAGAGGAAACUAAGGCUCAGGAACAAGAACAAGAUGAAGAGGAUGAUGACAUUGUGGACGCUGGAGCCAUUGAUGACCGAGAAGCUGAUAGUGAUUAUAACCCAGCAGAAGAUGAGACACGUGGAAGGCAACCAAAUUACAAUCGCAACGUCACAACUUCGACCAGUGACCGGCCUCGGAGGCGUCCUGGGAGACCUCGCAAAGUUUUGCGGACAGAGGCAAUGUCUGGGAUUGAUGGAGCAGAGGUUGAAGCACUCGUCACCUCCCAGUCGAACACGAUGGACCUCCAGAGUUCUGAAGCAGCUAGUUCAACUGCACAAGAGAAUGGGGAUGUAUCAGCAGGCAGUGAGAUGGUAGCUGAGUCAGGGAUCAGUCAGUCUGAUUCUGAGAACAAAGACCCAUCAUCAAACACCAAUGAGCUACCUUACAAGCAUUCGAGACGACGUGGUCGCCCACCCAAGAGGUUUGGCAGGAGGAAGUACCGAGGCUAUUUGGGGCGCAGGUACAAUUAUUAUAGAUCCAGUAAGCCCCUAAUGAGGCCUCAUCACUGUCGGAUCUGUGGCUCCCGUUUCCUGACACAAGAAGACUUAAGAUUUCAUAUUGAUUCGCAUGAGGGGAAUGAUCCAGAACGCUUCAAGUGCAUGCAGUGCAGCUAUCGCUGCAAGCGAUGGUCAUCUCUGAAGGAGCACAUGUUUAAUCAUGUGGGAACAAAACCAUACAAAUGUGAGGAAUGUGAUUAUACAAGUGUGUACAAGAAAGAUGUCCUCAGGCACUCCUCUAUUCACACUAAGGAGAGGAAGAAGAAAGCGGAUCUGGUGCCCAAAGUGAACUCCUAUCCCUGUCCUGUGUGCUAUCGAGUCUAUCCCAUGCAGAAAAGGCUCACACAGCACUUAAAGACACACAGUGCUGAAAAGCCUCACAUGUGUGAUAAGUGUGGGAAAUCUUUUAAGAAGAGGUACACAUUCAAAAUGCAUCUACUAACCCACAUUCAGGCUCUCGGAAACAGCAGAUUUAAAUGUGAAUUCUGUGACUAUGUCUGUGAAAACAAGAAGCUCCUUCUUAACCACCAGCUAUCGCAUACUACAGAUAAACCAUUUAAAUGUGAUUUUUGCAAAUAUUCCACCAUCAAAGAAGAUUUCCUGGUUUCUCAUGUUGCCAUUAAACAUACAGGUGAGAAGCCGUUCUCCUGUGACCUCUGCCAUUUCAAUACCAAACACAAGAAGAACUUGCGACUGCAUGUUCAGUGCCGCCAUCAGGAGUAUUAUGAAGACUGGGCAAAGAUCCAUCCCGAAGAGCCACCACGCAGACGCCGGCCAUUCUUCACUCUGCAGCAGAUCGAAGAGUUAAAACAACAGCAUGAGCAGAUGCAGUCUACACAGGAAAGCGUGAGAGAUACCAUUAUACCCCUGACCUACCAGACUGUUCCAACAUCGAUGGUCAACCAAGAUUCUUUGGGAACUGCUACAAUCAUUUAUGAGCAGGGUACAAGCGAAUCUUCUGAGAUCACUGCACAAAGUGCUCUAGAUCUUCUGCUGAAUAUGAGUACGCCAAGAGAACUGGUAACAAACUCAUUACAGGUGGCUGUACUGAAAUCAGACAGUACAGCCCAAGAUCAGAUCUCUCAGGAAUCUCAAAACCGUGAGGAAGAGCAAUUGACCAUGUCACCCCAACACAAAAUUGUCACAUUGCACGUGGGCGAACAUGGUGAGACCGUGGUCCAGGAAAUGUACGAAACUGCAACCCUAGAGAACUCUGGAAUUCCACAGGUUACCAUCAACCCCUACACCAGUGGGACAGAAUACAAUAUUGUCACACCAGGAAGUGAGGAAAUGCAACAUGCUACCACAGUUUACAGUGGCUCUGAUGGCAGUGGGGAUGUUGCUCACACUGUGGUAGUCAGUGGCGAUGAGUUAAAACAGCACCAUGGUCACUUCAUAAUGACAACCAACGUGCAGGGGAAUCAAUUUCAACAGAUUGAGUUUAAUGGUGACAUCACAGCUCCACAAGUCGAUUCAAACCUGCAAUCAUCGUCAAUGAAGAAGUUUUCCUGUAAAAUAUGUACUGCCUCGUUCCAUGGCCGAGCAGAGAUGGAGAGUCAUAAGAGAGCACAUGCAGGGGAGCAGGGCUUCAAGUGUCUUGAUUGUAAUUUUGCAGCCAGUACCUGGCCAGAAGUCAGAAGUCAUAUGCUUCAACAUUCUAACUUGCGACCUCACAAGUGUAACCAGUGUAGUUUUGCAUCUAAGAACAAGAAAGAUCUUCGGCGGCACCUACUGACACACACAAAUGAGAAGCCUUUUUCUUGUGAUAUUUGUGGACAGAGGUUUAAUCGAAAUGGCCACCUGAAGUUUCACAUCGAACGACUGCACAGCUCUGACUCUCAGCAGAAGCAGCCUCGACAGCAGCACGUCAUUCUGAAUAGUGAUGAUGAAGCGAUUGCUCUGCAAACAGAUGAAACAGUUAUUUCACCAGAUAGAUUUCAGACGUUGGCCCCGGACCACAUCAUUGUAGCCCAGGAGCAGUCUAUUUCCGACCAGGAUGAGACAACGUACAUUCAACACAUAACGUCUGAUGGACAGACUGUUCAACACCUAGUUACAGCAGAUAACCAGGUACAAUACAUAAUUUCACAGGAAGGUGUACAACAUCUUGUUCCACAGGAGUAUGUAGUUGUCCCUGAAGGUCACCACAUUCAGGUACAAGAUGGUCAAAUCCACCACAUACAAUAUGAAUCAGAUCCACAACUACACCAGGUCUUAGAGGGACAACAGAUCGCAGUAAGUCAUGAUGGACAGAUCCAAUACGUGCCAAUCACUGACCAGCAAAUAGUGACACAAGCUGAGCUCGAAGCUGCUGCACACUCUGCUGUGACAGCUGUAGCAGAUGCUGCCAUUGCUCAGGUCCAAGGGAUCUACGCAACUGAGGCUACAGAAGAACAAAUACAGCAACUUCAGCAACAAGCAAUCCAAUAUGAGAUGGCUCAAGCUGAGGUCAUUGCAUACUCUGAAGACUAAAACAAUGCAAGUGGCAGCAGCAGAAGAUGACUUGAGCACUUUUAAAAAAACAUUUUAGUAAGAGAGGGAUGCAUUGAGGAUGAGAGACAGGCAAAAUGACUGAUCUCCUUUUCCUGCCUUGUAAUACUUUUGGUUUGCUUCUUAGAUUAUCCUGAAUACUUGCAUGAAAUGAACUGAAAUGAAAAAUAGCACAUUUGUACUUUUUAAUUCCCCCUCUUUCACUUUGUCUAUCCACCCAUAUCCCCAACUUGUAAACAGGACUUCAGUCCAACUAUUAACUACUUUGAAAAUCACUUGCUAAUGAAUCCUCAGAAAUGGCCCCCAUUUUCAAAUCCCCUUCUUUUGAUAGUUAUUAAAAGGUUCAGCACAAUGUUUAACAGCUGAGGAGCCAAUGUGUAGAAAAAAAAUGUAAGGUUCCUGAUUUUGACAAAUGUUAUGUAAACAGAUCUAUACAUGACUUAUAUUUAUGUUUAUGUAUAUAGAAUAUAUACAAAAAUAUUAUGUAUAGAUUAUUAAAUUCCUACAGGUGAAUUAUAAGGCAGUGACCUAAGUUGAGGAAUUUAGUUGCUAGAUCAUUGCCUCUUGUUUUCCAUUUUAAUAUAUAGCAGAUAUUGAAUUUCAAAAAAAAAAUAACAUUACAGUAAUCUAGCCUGUGAUGUAGAAUUUUGUUUUCCAGGUGAAAGGACAAAAUGUUCUUGUUAUUUUGUCUUUCCUUCUGUUUUUAUAUGUCAGAAAUCUGAAAUUGUAUUGGAUCACGUGAUAGGAUGUGUAAUAACUUUUCUGGGGAGCAAAACACCCUUUUUGAAAAAUUUUAUGUUUGGUGCGUAUUGAAAUCAAGUUUAAAAUGUUUGAAGGAAUUCUCCCUCUUCCACCUUAUCCCCUAAUAAAUAGGUGUGUAAUGGUACUGACUAGGAGGAAAUUCAACUGUAAGAACCAGGAAAUGUUCGGCUUAAACCCAACUCACCGUUAAGCUGGCUGAUUUCAGCUCUCCAUCAAUUGAGUCAUUAAUUCUGGUCCCUAUUGUAGUGAUUAACUUAGCACCAGUAAUGAAACUUACUUCGAAACUUUUGACAGGAAAACAGUUUAUUGGGAGCCUUUUCACCCAUUAUAAAUAUCUAGAUAUAGCCCUAUUGAGAAAAAGACCAGGAAGCUUAUCUGUAAUAGGGUUACAUCUUCAUAACAGUACUGUUUAUUUUCUCCUGGACUGACUUUUAAAGACUUUUCAUUUGUUGAAACAAAGGCCUAGUUUGUACCAUAUCAGGGAAUCAAAGCUGAAUUGGAAGCUGAUGUCUCCAGGUUUAUCUAUUUAAUAGUUCCUGGGUUACAUAAAGAGCCAGUCAAGUUCAGUAAUGCUUACCGCAUGCAACUUUCUUUGUUCGAUUAUCCAUAUGGUUUCUUUCAUAAUGCUGGAAUCAAAAAUCCAUCACUACAACCUGCCACUGGUCAGUUUUUGCAUUUUCCCAUGAAUGCAUCCUGCUAAUCUUGCAAAAUUAAGCUGUACAUACAGUAUUGUACAUAGAAUAAUUUAUUACAUAGGAUGAGAUAUUUUGCUUACCAAAUGGCAUAAAAUGAUUACAGUUGACUCUUAUUACCUCGA
Messenger RNA from Hemiscyllium ocellatum (epaulette shark), 5679 nucleotides. RefSeq names its product zinc finger protein 335 (gene znf335). The coding region runs from base 192 to 4082 and encodes 1296 amino acids. The record is from RefSeq and is a predicted model, not a curated record. NCBI's taxonomy places the organism in Eukaryota, Metazoa, Chordata, Chondrichthyes, Orectolobiformes, Hemiscylliidae. Gene Ontology annotation, molecular function: RNA polymerase II cis-regulatory region sequence-specific DNA binding. Gene Ontology annotation, cellular component: nucleus. Gene Ontology annotation, biological process: regulation of gene expression; brain development; positive regulation of neurogenesis. The transcript has 28 exons.